AUGACAGGUUUCACGAGUUGUCUGCUGUCCGAAGCAGAAGGUUGGACCCCUGAAGAAGAUACACUCUUGUGUGAGGCGCAGAGAUUGUUUGGGAACAGAUGGACUGAGAUUGCAAAAGUGGUCUCAGGCAGAACUGAUAAUGCAGUGAAGAACAGGUUCACAACACUGUGCAAGAAGAGAGCUAAGUAUGAAGCCAUGGCUAAAGAGAACAACAUUGCUUCUUCUGUCAACUCAAACAACAAGAGAAUGUUGCUCCCAGAUGGUAUCACUACACCCUGCAAAGUCGAAAGUGAAUCUCCUCUUGCUAAGAAAACUAGGAGAAGUCACAUUCCAGACCUUAAAGAUAUCAGAAGCUAUGGGGAUAGAUCACAUAUAAAGGUUCUUUCAGGUGUGAAUCAGCAGGUUAGACCUCCAUUUUCCGUACUACCCCACAGCGCCACAACUGUUGGUAGCACUGAGGAGCAGAAUCAAACAAACAGUACCAAAGAGAGUGAUGGUGAGCAUAAAGGCAAUCAAGAAGUGUUUCUUAACAAGGAUGACCCAAAGUUAACAAACUUGAUGCAACAAGCCGAGCUUCUCAGUUCAAACCCAAAUGCAGCUAUUUAACUCAUACUGUAUGAAUGAGUUAAAUAGCUGCAUUUGAGUUUGCUAUGAUAGAUUUAGCCAAGUUCAUGCUAAUCCUAUUGGCAACAUGAAAACAAAUUGAUAAAAAGUUAAAAACUAAUUAGCUCUUCCUAAACCUUAUGUCUGUCAAUUCAUGGUAAUGUUGAUUGAUAUACUCCUUAUUUUGGCUUUCAUAGGAGAAUGUGGGAGACUGUUAUUUUACUUAGUCGUUGAUUUUGGUGCCA
Messenger RNA from Raphanus sativus (radish), 848 nucleotides. RefSeq names its product transcription factor MYB88. Gene Ontology annotation, molecular function: DNA-binding transcription factor activity, RNA polymerase II-specific; RNA polymerase II cis-regulatory region sequence-specific DNA binding. The transcript is spliced from 6 exons. Lineage: Eukaryota; Viridiplantae; Streptophyta; Magnoliopsida; Brassicales; Brassicaceae. The record is from RefSeq and is a predicted model, not a curated record. Gene Ontology annotation, cellular component: nucleus. The coding region runs from base 1 to 606 and encodes 201 amino acids. Gene Ontology annotation, biological process: regulation of DNA-templated transcription.